Sinocyclocheilus grahami is the source of this 2605-nucleotide messenger RNA. RefSeq names its product calpain-1 catalytic subunit-like. The coding region runs from base 82 to 2160 and encodes 692 amino acids. The record is from RefSeq and is a predicted model, not a curated record. The transcript is spliced from 20 exons. Gene Ontology annotation, cellular component: cytoplasm. Gene Ontology annotation, biological process: proteolysis; negative regulation of apoptotic process. Gene Ontology annotation, molecular function: calcium ion binding; calcium-dependent cysteine-type endopeptidase activity. NCBI's taxonomy places the organism in Eukaryota, Metazoa, Chordata, Actinopteri, Cypriniformes, Cyprinidae.
UAAAGCUCAAAAGCUUCCGCACAGGCUGUGACAGUACUACCACAUCUGAUCCUCCUGGAUCCUCCUUACUGAUCUGUAGAGAUGUCUGAGUUAGGUUCUUUUGACAAUCCGGUUAAGUUCAAAGAUCAAGACUCUGACGUCCUGCUGCAGAAGUGCCUCAGCUCUGCAGUUCUGUUCUCAGACACGGUGUUUGCAGCGAACCAAAGCUCCCUCGGUAUUCCUGUGGAUCCUGAUCCUAAAAAGGCAGUGAAGUGGCUGCGCCCAAAGGAAAUCACAAGUAAUGCUGUCUUUGUUGAGGGCACCAUGGGCACCACCGAUAUCUGCCAGGGCCAGCUGGGUAAUUGCUGGCUGCUGGCGGCACUGUCCUGUCUCACCAUGCACCCGACUCUGUUUGUGAAAGUGGUUCCAUCUGGACAAAGCCUGAGUGAAUCCUACGCUGGCAUCUUUCGUUUUAGGGGCCGUCUGCUUUUCAGCUACUCUCGCACCACCAACGAGUUCUGGAGCGCCCUGGUGGAGAAAGCUUAUGCCAAGCUGAUUGGUUCUUAUGGCAGUCUGAAGGGGGGAAUUAUCUCAGAAGGAAUGGAGGAUUUUACGGGGGGCAUUGCCUACUCCCUCCACGUGUCUUCCCGGCCCCCACGCAUGCUCUGGAGAGCCAUCACUGCUUCCCUGGCCAGGAGCAGUCUGCUUAGCUGCUUCAUACAAGCUGCGAGUGUGAAGGAGAUUGGCACUGUGACAUCUGAGGGUCUUAUCAAAGGUCAUGCCUAUGCCAUCACUGAUACAGAUAAGGUCCAGAAGGCAUCUGAAGAGGUCUUACUGCUGAGGCUGCGUAACCCCUGGGGGUUUGUUGAGUACUGUGGACCCUGGAGUGACAAGUGUCAAGACUGGGAUUUUAUAGAUAAUGCUCAGAAGGCCAGACUUGAGUUGGCCAAAGUUGAAGAUGGUGAAUUCUGGAUUGGAAUAGAGGACUUUUGCCGGCUGUUUAAUACAGUGGAAAUGUGCAGUGUGAAUCCGGACUCUAUGUCGGGGGAGGCGAGUGAUGACACAGCCACCCCGUCCUGGACACUGAGCUCACAUCAAGGCACCUGGGUCCCAAUGUGCUCUGCAGGGGGCAGCCGACGUUACCCCAGAUCUUUCUGGAAAAAUCCUCAGUUCCAAAUGAUUCUGUCUGAGAAAGAUGUGGAUGACUAUGAUUAUGGAGAGGAUGAGGAAGGGGAGGAAGGAGAUGGAGAAGACGAUGAAGAAGGUGUUGUGGUGGCUCCUAUGAGCAAGACUGAGAAACAGGGAGAGAAAAAGAAGAAGUGUACGGUACUGGUGGAGCUUCUCCAGAAAUACCGCAGACAAAAAGAUAAAGUCCACUUUCUCUACAUUGCAUUUCACAUCUACAAGGUUCCCCCUGAGCUGCAGGACAAACCAGGAUCUCUGGACCAGCAGUUCUUCUCCAACAACCGUCCAGUUGCUCGCUCUGGAAAGUACCGUAGCAUUAGGAGCGUGUGGCGGAAGGUGCACUUAGAGCCUGGCAGUUAUGUCAUCGUAGCCUCCACCUACAGGCCCAACCAGCAGGGGGAGUUCUUCCUCCGUGUUUACACCAAAACCGGCAACAUACAGGGGUUCCAGGAUUUCCCCUGCAUCAACAACUACUCUGUGAUGGUAAUGUCAAAGCCAGUCUUACCUGAGGAUUUGUUUAGAGUGCAGAAGUGGUUUGAUGAAAAGGCUGGAUCAGAUAGCAGAGUGAAUGCUGUGCGGUUUAUGGAUCUGGUGAACUCAGUGCUGGAAAAAGACUAUGAACUUCCUCUGGAGACCUGCAGACAGCUCAUCUUUGGGGAAGAUACUGGUGGCAGAGGCCGUCUGAACAGAGCUCAAGCAGAGAAGCUGCUCACCUCCCUACGCAAUCUGCAGUCUAUCUUUUUCCAGUUUGAUGAGGAUUCAUCAGGAACCAUGAGUCCAUUUGAACUCAGUUUGGCUCUGAAUGCUGCAGGUGUGGAGUGUGACAAUGUUGUGGUACAGUUGUUGUGGGAGAGGUUUGGCGCUGGUGAACAAUACCUGCCUUUCUGCGGCUUUGUGUCUUGUGUUGCCAGACUGCAGGUGCUCUUUGUGGCUGCUCAAGCUGUUGGCUGUGUGAGCCUGUCCAGACCCGACACCUCAGCGGGACAGACCUGCUAGGCCAAGACUACUCUGACGUCAUCCACCUGGGCCUAUGUCUCCUACAUCUCCCCCUCUUCUAUCUCAUUUGUGAUUGGCGGACCUUUGCCCUACAGUUGCAUCCACCCACUCACCGCUCCAUCAGUUGGGGUCUAUGACCAUGUAGGGAGGAUACAAAACAGGCUUUCGCAUUUCAUCCCCCUCGCCCCACCCUAACACAAUGUGUGUGUGUAUUUGCAUUCAUAAUAAGCAAAACAUCUGAGAUAUUUUAAUAGGAAUAUUUUACUUGUAAAUGAACAUUCUGUCAUCAUUUACUCACUCCCAUAUCAUUCCAAAGCCAUAUGACUUCAUUUCUUCUGUGGAACACAAAAGAAGAUAUUUAGCAGGAUGCCCAAGCUGCUGUUUUAAUGAAAGUGAAUGGAGACCAGGGACAGUCGUGAUCACCAUUCACUUUCAUUGUAAGGAA